Molecule: messenger RNA, 2172 nt
Organism: Aspergillus steynii IBT 23096
Lineage: Eukaryota; Fungi; Ascomycota; Eurotiomycetes; Eurotiales; Aspergillaceae
Product: putative cell cycle checkpoint protein Rad17
Exons: 2
Biological process (GO): mitotic DNA replication checkpoint signaling; DNA damage checkpoint signaling; DNA repair
Molecular function (GO): chromatin binding
Source: RefSeq, a predicted model, not a curated record
GACGAGGAUAUAAUUGAUGAUUAUGACUCCUGCGAAGAGUUAUUCACUAAACAUUUUUCUGGUGAACCUCUCGCAAACCAGAAGACCAAGCCAAAGCCUUCCCACCUGAAUAAACCCUCGAAUGCUAUAUCGCACAAAAAUACCAGCUGUCUUGAGAAAUGCACCAAUCCCUCUAAACGCUUCAUUCUACCAUCCGGGCCUGAUGACAAGGUUGAUACUCCACUUUUUGAUAACAUCGGCAAUGAUAGUACACCUUGGGCGCAGCGAUUUCAACCGCUUAAUCUGGAUGAACUGGCCGUUCAUAAGAAAAAGGUGUCCGAUGUGCGAGGUUGGCUAGAAGCAUCUUUUAUGGGGAGUGAUAGAAGUAGGCUCCUUGUUCUGAGAGGUCCUGCAGGCAGCGGUAAAACCACCACAGUAUCACUACUAUCAAGAGCCCUGAAUUUUGACAUCCUGGAAUGGAAGAAUCCCCUGGUCUCUCAAUCGCCCUCAGGAAGGUCUGUAUCGGUUUCUUCGCGAUUCGAUGAAUUUCUUGGACGUUGCCAUGAUUUCACAGGUCUCGACCUGAGUGAAGACAGGGCCGCCUCUCAGGCUGGAACGGGCAUUGAUCCCCAUCUCCGCCCACGACGCAUUGUUCUCAUAGAGGAAUUCCCUACCCUUUCGAAUACAUGGUCUUCUUCUCUUGCUGCUUUCAGACUUGCACUGCACCGUUAUCUUGCCAUGGCAGCGUCAAUGUCGAAAUAUCAUAGCCGAGGACCAAACCAUACCGGGGUUCCUCCAAUUGUGGUAAUUAUAUCAGAGGCACUUCUGAAUUUCUCGUCGGAAACUCUCACGGUCAAUCGUUUACUCGGACCCGAAGUUUGCAACCAUCCCCGCACGACUAUUAUCGACUUCAACAGUAUUGCGCCUACAAUCAUGCACAAGGCCCUUCAGGUCGUUUUGGAGAAACAGUCUCACCAUUCCAGAAAUUUCCGACUUCCAAGAGCUGCCAUGCUGCACAGUAUUUCCCAGAUCGGGGAUAUUAGAAGUGCUAUCACUUCCUUAGAAUUUCUCUGCCGGAGGAGUGAGGGCAUCGGUGAACUGAUAAAAGGGGCCUCGAGAGCGUCAAAGAGACCUCGGGACUCUAGAGCACUGACGCCCAUGGAGAAAGAAACUUUGAAGUUGGUUACGCAUAGAGAAGCUAGCCUAGGGAUAUUUCAUGCCGUUGGAAAGAUUAUAUACAACAAACGCGAGGACAAGGACAUUGCAGCAGACGUUGACAGCCUUGCUUCAGCUCCCCAUUACUUCAGCCGCUAUGAUCGACUGAAAGUGCCUCAAGUCUCCGUCAAUGAACUUGUCGAUGCCACAGGAACUGAUAUCGAAACUUUCGUAUGCGCCCUUCAUGAGAAUUAUGUUCCGUCUUGUAACGGCCCUUCUUUUACAGAAUGUCUGGAUGGGUGCAUAGAGGCCUUGUCCGAUAGCGACGUCUUGAGUUAUAACCGUGACUGGGCUCGUGGAUCGUGGGCAGGUACCAGAAGUGGUGCCAAUCGCGCCAACGCCGGCACUGAUGUGAUGCGACAGCAGGAUAUUAGUUACCAGGUCGCUACUCGGGGUCUUUUAUUUUCUCUGCCUUACCCCGUGAAGCGACAGGUGAAAUGUGACGGACGAGCGAAUGAGGCGCACAAACUUUCGUUCCCAGCAUCAGUGCGCCUGUCAUACGGUAAAGAGGAAGUGGAAGGUCUCCUGGGCUUGUGGCUGAAAAACAUGCUUCAUCAAUCCGCUCAAGCAACGUCAGGGCCCUUGGAGGGUCUGCAUAAGACUGGGAUUAGAAACACUGGGAAUUGCAACAGUGCGCAUCCGCCGACCAUGAAUAUGAUAUCACGCAGCGAUAUGUUACUUUACCAGCUGCCAUAUAUUGCCAGAAUGCCUCAGAACAAGAAGCAUCUGCCAGAGCUAAGAAAGCUUGUUGAACUUCAUGGAAUCAUCCCAGAGAAUGAGGCUCGGGAUGAUCAAGUUGAAUUUCCCCAUCACAGUCACCCCAUAGCUGCUUCUCGUGCGUCAGGUGGGGUUUCAUCGAUUCUAACACUUCGAGAUACCACUUCACACGAGGGGUAUAACACACUACAGCCUCCGCUAUCCUCUACCUACGAAAUGGAAGAGGAGAGCCUUCUUUUAAGCGACGAUGACAUAGUUGAU